Molecule: messenger RNA, 1554 nt
Organism: Sphaerodactylus townsendi
Lineage: Eukaryota; Metazoa; Chordata; Lepidosauria; Squamata; Sphaerodactylidae
Product: calcium and calcium/calmodulin-dependent serine/threonine-protein kinase DMI-3-like
Exons: 8
Coding region: 96-1055 (319 amino acids)
Molecular function (GO): calcium ion binding; calcium sensitive guanylate cyclase activator activity
Source: RefSeq, a predicted model, not a curated record
AACCUCUAAGGAGAACAGAAGGAAGCCAGACCCCGUUCCUGCCACAGCUUCCCACGGGAGACCGUGAGUGCCCACGGCUCCCGUCACCCCCCGAGAUGGGAGCCAACAACACCACCGUGGACGACCUCCAGGCGAUAGAAAUCCACCACUGGUACAAGAAGUUCAUGACGGAGUGUCCUUCUGGGCAGCUGACGGAACAUGAAUUCAAGCAGUUCUUUGGGCUCCGGGGGUUGGAUGGAGAAGCCAACAAGUACAUAGAGCAGAUGUUCCACACCUUUGACAUGAACAAGGACGGCUACAUCGAUUUCAUGGAGUACGUCGCCGCUCUGAGCCUCAUCCUGCGGGGAAAGAUGGAGCAGAAGUUGCGCUGGUAUUUCAAGCUAUAUGACCAGGACGGCAACGGCUGCAUCGACCGGCAAGAACUGCUCAACAUCAUUAAGGCAAUCCGAGCCAUCAACGGCGGCAACCAAGAGACGAGCGCUCUGGAAUUCACCAACCGGGUCUUUGAUGGAAUUGACGUUAAUGGCGAUGCGAAACGGAGGGGCCGCACCACAGCAACAAGGAAGGAUUCGGCAAGCAGGAGACUCUUUGCCGUGUCCGGUCAGAUUCUUUCCAAUCCUCUCACUUGCAGACCCCGGCUGCCACCAAUACAGGACAGACACCUGCGAGCUGUCAUAUGUCAGGGACUGAAUGAGAUCGAAAGUCACCUGGCUUCCCUCCUCUCUGCAAGCGAGGGCAGAAUAGUGAGCAACUACCUGAGGAGAAAGGGCGCCAGCAGCGUCUGGGUCGGUCUGCAGGCUACACGCAGCCAUGGGAGAGGUAGUCCAAAGAAGACUUCAUUCUGGCGACCUAAACCAGUGGACAGGGUCUGGGAAUGGAGCGAUGCAACCCCCGUGAGCAAGACUCUCUGGGACGGCUUCAGCCUCUUUACCGCUGGUUCCUCCGACGAAUGCGUCUCCAUGAUCAACAUCCAGAACACACUUUCCCGGAAAUCACAGCAGCGCUCCUGUACUGACGCUCUGCCGUUCCUGUGCAAAUACCGAGCUGGCUUUUAGCCCUUUGGUUCCCGUCCAGCCCCCAGGAUGAAACUGUCAGAUGUCCCUUCUAUGAACAAUGAUGAUUCAGCCCCUCCGGAUGAUGUCUCCAGUCCUCAGUUGCCUCUAGUUCCUUGCUCCUUGCCUGAAACAGCCACUCCCAAAUUCUAGCUGCAACAUCACCCUUUCCCGAACCACUUUCAAAUAUCUCUUCCCCCCCUUGCCCAAUUCUCCUGGCCAAGAACGGAAGCUGAGAUCAAAUCCCAUGACAAACCCAGUAAGUCUUUAAUUGCUGCCGACGAGCCCCAUUUUUCACCUUGCAGAGGGGGAGUCGGUCUUUUCACACUGACAUCUGCCACCAUUCCACUCCCAAGUGGUCAUUCAGAAAAGUGCCUUCAAAGAGAAGUUCCUUCUAGGCUGCUUAGCAGAGGUGGGAUCCAGCAGGUUCUCACCAGUUCCCGAGAGGGGGUUACUAAUUAUUUGUGUGUGCCGAGAGGGGGUUACUAAUUGGGUCUGCUUU